Molecule: messenger RNA, 7325 nt
Organism: Linum trigynum
Lineage: Eukaryota; Viridiplantae; Streptophyta; Magnoliopsida; Malpighiales; Linaceae
Source: the annotation of a GenBank genome assembly
GUAGAAAACCACAUAAGAUCGUUGGGAUCAACAUUAACAUCACUUACACAUCAUCGUCUUCAUCCUCAACCUCACCCUCACUCUCAUCGUUUUUAUUUGUUUAAGGACUAAUAUCAUUACUCUUAUGAUCACUUGAAGUACUUUCACCAUUAACCAUAUUUCCUUGAUUACCAUCAUCUGGAAAAGAUAACUCAUUGAUUGAUGCAUUCCCUUCUUAAUUGAUAAAAGGUCGGGUUAGUGGUGCUGAAGGAUUGGGAGAUGAACAAAAGCUUGCAAUGUAAUGGAGAUUUGGAUUAUUGUGAGGGUGGUGGGAACAAACUACAAGCUAAUUGGGAGGGUGGAAGAUAUUGUUGAUGGAAGGAGUUGAGCGCCGACGUGCGAAAGAGGAAGAUACGAGGAAGAGAAUGAAAAUAAAUUGAGGGUUAACUAUCAGGUUGGGGUUGUGUUGUUCAUUAUGUUGGGUUGGGGAAAGUAAAUUUGACUCGGUUCAUGGGCAUAACCCAAUUGACCGGCCUAAUUUUGAUCCAAUUGAUAUGAACCUUGAAAUCGUACAAAAUCGUAGAUUUUAUGGAUUUUAGAGUUUUAAAUCGGGAUUUUAUGGGAUUUUAAGGUUCAAAGAUUUUACAGUAAAAUCAGGAUCGGAACCCAUAGGUAAGAUCGUAAAAUCGUAAGAUUUUAAGAUUAAAAUCGUGAUUUUGACUACAUUGUUUGUCCUCAUAUAAGUUGUGGACUGUCCAAAUCAAAUUUAAUGGACGGAUGGAGAUUUUGAUUCUAUAGAAUUUUGUAGACAAAAUUUUGUUUCCUUAUCUCAUUAUUUUGUUACUCAAACUUCAAAUCUUUUGGAGCUGCUUACGCACAUGUAGCAAAUCCUCAAAUCCUAUCCCCGAAAUCGCCAAAAAAUAUGAAGAAAAUAUAAAAACAUAUUAUCAAAAAAGUUUAGGUUAGUAUGCAAAACCCCAGGGAUGGAGCUAGCUUAGGGGAAGGAGGGGCCAUAGCCCCCUAAAAUUUUGAAACUUGCUAAAUAUAGACAUGGAAAACCAACAAGCAAUGAUUCCUCAAUGGUCCAGUAGUAGGAGUGUUGUUCUCUUUGUUUAAGAAAGGGAUUAUGGUUCGAUCCUCAUCUUUGUACUUCUUUCCUUUCUCAAGGCAUUUUAAUUUUGUCAUGUUCAUCUUCCAAUAUAUUUCUUACGUAACAAUGAACUUUAUCUUUUUUUUUCCUUCUAAUGGUGAUGCAACUUCAGACUUCUAUUACUUCCAAACAAAAUAUCUUUGCCUUACCUUAUGAAGUGAAUCUUAUGUAUUUUUUUUCUUCUAAUGGUGAUACUACUGUAUUACUUUUAAAAAAAUUAGAUGGUGCUUUACUAUGUUUUGAUAAAAUACACUGAACAAGAUAUAUUAUAUUAUAAUGUUGUCAUUUUAAUUGUCAUGUCCAUGUUCCAAUUUAUUUCACAUUUAUAAGGUGAUUCUAAUGUAAUUUUGAAGUGAAAUUUUAUGGGAUGUUUACUUUAUUGCAAAAUAAAAUAUAUCAAACAAGAUAUAUCACAAUGCUUAGAGUUGACACAAUUUUAUAUAAUUUUUGUGUGAAAAUUCGGAUAUAUAAUUUAAAAGUUGUAUUUUUAUUUUAUAUAUAUGUAUAUUUUUUUUGUGGCAAGAAAAUAACUGGCCCCUCCUAUAAGAAAAUCCUGGCUCCGUCCCUGCAAAACCCUAUAGUUUUGAAAAAUAGCUGACCAUAAUUUAUGGGUAGUUGAUCAGAUUUUUUUGUGGUUGAACGGAGUUCUAGGCAUGCUGUAAAGCACUUUUAAAAUAUUCUCUGAAAAUUCAACUUAUUGGUUUUACAUUGGAUUUUAAACAUAUCUAUAUAGAAAUAUCAUAUUUUUUGUGCUCUAUAAGAUGAUAUUCAUUUUUAUUUUUUCAAUAAAAUAUUUUUGGGUCAUCUUACCUCUGUCAUAUCACGGCAAUACCUCUCAUAUUCGUAUGAUGUUGAUAUGAUAGUGAAGUGAUGUUGGUAUGAUGUGUCAUAAUGAUAAGAUAAUAUGAAUCCAGCCAACUGUCACACUAAAUAAACACGUAUAUCGCACACUAAUUACUAUAGUUGUUUAUGUAAUUCACGAAAUUAAAUGAAUCCGGCCAACUGGCCGGGCGUGUGACUAGUAUCAAAUAGUGAGGUUUUCGAGAAGUGGAAAAAUAUCCUUAUGACUGCCUAAGAUGGUGAAUAACAUUGCUUGCAUAAGCAUAAAUGAGUUUUUUUAUAACCAAAACUAACUCCAAAAUACUUUGGUUCCGCCUAUGGGAGCUUCCUCUCAAUAAUUCAUUUUUAUAUAAUCAUUAAUAAUUAUCUCAUUGAUUAUCCAUUGGAGAAAUAACUUUCCCCCGUUAAACGCACUAUAUCUCUUAUUUUUAUGUCGUAAUUCAAUUUUGUAACAAAAAAUUAGAUUAAUUAUGUUUUUUUUUUGAAAAUAACACUCACUUUGAUAUAUUUUAGAAAAAAUUGAGAGUUGAGAUAUUUAUUACAAGUAUAUACCACGGUGGUAGUACUUGAUACUUGAUAGUAACUAGUACAUAAGGAUAAGAUCGUAUCAUGGUGAUAUGAAAGUGGUUCAUGAUGAUAUAACUUAUAUCAUAGUCGAACCCAAAGGGUUUUUGGCUCUUUCAGAGAAUACAAGUAAGUUUUGAUAAAAAAAAUAAUAAUAAAUCCUCAUGUAUACUUAUGCAAGCGAUGUUAUUCGCCAUUUGGAGCAUACAUAAGGGUAUUUUACUACUACUAGAAAGUCACUUCUUUAUUAUUUGAUUACAAGAACAUUGAUUUAUUAUACUAAAAAUGAAAUCCUUAAUUGAAAUUUAUAUUCUAAUAAAAGGAUACACAUAAUUUUAACUUCAAAAAAAAUUAUAUAUUAAAAAAAUUAUCUUAUAUAUUACCCUUCAAAAAAAAAAUUAUCUUAUAUAUUAACUUUUGUUUUGUUAUGGAGGAAUGAAAAAUACAUCUUUAAAUAUAUUAAAGGGGUUUCAGAAAACGCCCCACUCCACGUCAGCCUUUGAGCUACGACCGUAACUUUCGAUAUUUCCUGUUUUUAUUUUUUUGUUUAAUUUAUAUCUUUUAUACCGGGUGCUUACCAUUUUUUUGCGGGAUUUUCUUCCCUGUAGUUUUUCUUGGGUUAUUUAAUUUUGUUUUAUAGUUUGAUAUUUAAUUCUCUUUAAAAUAUUUUAAUCUCUCUCAUGCUGUAAUUGGGGUUUGGAUAGAAUUAGGAAUUUUUUUAUUUUUUAACCAAAAAGCUAUUUUCCCUCUAUUUUACCAAUGCCUUUAUACAAUUUUCAAUAUUACACAAUAAAUCUAGAUUAUUGAGAUUAUUUUCACAAAUUAGAAAAAUUGGAAACCAAUAUUACACAAUAAAUCUAACAAAUAUUGGAAACCACUCAUACCUUUAUACAAUUUUCAAUAUUGCUAUUACACGAAUAUUGGAAAACACAAAUACACAUAUACCAUUUUCAAUACUGCUAUUACAAAAAUUAUAGUAUAACACACUAAAAUAUUUAAAAUACUAAAUUGAAAUUUGAUUAAUGUUAUUGGAAAAAUGAACUCACCCGCACAACGUGCGGGCCAAAAGCUAGUUACCUGUAAACGAAAAGUGGGGAAAUGAAAUCAACAAGAAAAAAUGGGAAAAUGAUUAACAAAUGACAUAUCAAAUGGUGAGGCAGAGAAAUUGUUUUCGGUAAAGCCAACUUACAGUAGCCGGUCAAUCGUGAAUUGUACCGGUGCAGUGGCGGCACAUAAGAAUUUCCGGGGUAAAUGUCAAGUUUGAUCAAUAAUUUACUAAAACGUGUCAUAUUUAGUUAUUGGAAAAAUAUAAUAUUAAUUUUGGUCACUCGAAUUAGUAAAACAACUCACAUUCAGUCAUUCUUUGUUAACUUUAUCUGAUGUGGCAGUCAACCCUAACAGUUGACCGCUAAAUGUUUGACGUGGCAAUUAAAAAAUUAAUAAAAAAUAAAGGGUAAUGUUUAUUUUUUAUCCAAAUCUUUUUCAGAUUCUUUUAUAUUAUCCAAACCUAUUAAAAUUCUAUUAAUUAUCCAAAUCUUUCGUAAUAUAUCAAAAUAUUAGCCAUUUUUACAUUAUCGUUAACAAUUUUGUAACUCUUUUCUUAGUUAAAAUACUAAAAUUUUGGAAUGUUGAUCUUCAUGAGUCUCUUCCAAGUCAAUAUCAUGUUGCCAAGUCAAUAUUACUAACAAAAUUGCUAACUGGAAGUUAACAUUUGGCUAAUUUUUAGUAUUCCGAUAGGUUUGGAUAAUAUAAAAGAAUCUGAAAAAGGUUUGGAUAAAAAAUAGACAUUACCCAAAAAUAAAUUUAAUUCUUUUAAUAUUUUCACAUUAUUAAAAUAAUUAACUAAAAUAACUAAAACCAAAAAAUCACAUCCGAUGAUUACCAAUAAUUCAAUUUACUCUGGAAUUAUAUUAAUACUGAUAUAAAUAGAAGUAACUAUUAUUAUAUGCAGGUGUAGUAUCAUCCUACUUUCCUCUCUCGUUGAGUGAGAGAUUUGGAGGCGGCGGAAAUCCUAGGGAUUUUCCAGAUUACUGUUCGAUUUGCAACUAGAAAAAAGUUUAGGAGGACGAGUCGAGCAAUGAUUAGACUUCCUUCUUAGUGUUGGAUUGUGUCAGAAUCCUAACAAGGAGUUUUCUCGAUCAGAGAGAGGUUUCGAAAGACAGAAGCUGAAAAGGGGGGGAGGGCUUGUUAAACAAGCAACAACCUGUUUGCGAGGGAAGUUUUAAAGCAAUACUUCGGGAACAAUGGACAAGGACGAGAUCAUAGAAGCAAACAAUAUGGUGUAGGGCGAAUCGGAGGAUCUAUCAAAACAUCCUCCGAGCCUGGAGGAGCAUCUGGACAAAAUCAAAUUAGCUGAAGACGACGAGCCACCAUUGGAGGUUGAAGACUCUAACGUGGAUGUUGUGAGAAUGGAGGCAGUCAGGAAGCUAUAGUUAAUAAGUCGUUUGGUGUUUGACAAGCAACCAAACCUGAAAUCGAUGAAGAUUGCAUUAGAGAAGGCGUGGAACCUACGUAAAGGGUUCCAAAUCACAUAUUUGAAAGACAACCUAUUUGCAUUUCAAUUUCUUGAAUAAGAUAAGCUUUGGAGGGUCAUGGCAUUACGAGAACAACAUUCUAGUGUUCAAGGAGUGUCUACAUAUCCAGAAACCAAACCCACAGGACUUACAUAUGAUUGAUAUCUGGGUCCAUAUAAGGGGUUACCUAGGGGAGUUGCGGACUCCACAGAUGGCGGGUAAAAUUGCUUCGAGAUUUGGUGAGCUAGUCUGAUUUGACGACACAGGCUACCCGUGGGAUGAACACAAGAGAAUCAGGGUUAGUCUAUCGAUAAAUAACCCACUCAAAAAGAAGAUUAAGCUUAACAUACAAGGCAAACUUGAGGAAUAUCAAAUCAAGUACGAGAAACUACCCCUAUUUUGUUACUCCUCUGGAAGAAUAGGGCACCCAAAGCUCAAAUGUGACAAGCCAUCGCAAUUAGCAAUAGACCCAUAUGGGAUGGAGAUGCGAACUGAUGGGCCAGGACAUAGAAGUUGGCUUCACGUGUUUCAAGGAAAGGGAGAGACUAAGGAGGAAAUUCGAAGUGGAGAGCAGUAGCUCUAACUUGGAUUAUGAUAAGGCUUUACCUGAAGAAAAAGAGGAGGCUAAGAUGGAGGAGAUGGGGAAGAAGAAAGAAGGAGAUAAGGAAACACAAAUGAGCAGGGAGAAUGAGAACAGUAUGGAGGUGGACAAACAAGUAGAGGUGAAGCAAGAAACUAGAGAGUAGAGGACCCAAAGUGGUCAAUUACAAACAAAUCUCAACAUACAAGAGGAAGCCCUUAAGAGAUUUGUGAUGGGAAGCUCUGGAAAUCAACCGGGGAGAAAACCAACAAAGAGGGUGUGGAGGCUUCAGAAAGAGAAUUCACAACGUGUGAAGACAGGAACACAAGUCACACCACAGAAAAGAGCAGGAGCGGAAAUCCAAAGGGUGGUGUCCAAGGAAAACAAUGGAGAGAUGAGCCAGAAAAGGGCUCGAACACUGGAGUUGGGAGGGAAAGUGGACGACACUGCCUCGAUGAGGAAGGUGGAGGUAGAGGCUAGUGCAGGGCAAAAAGGAAAACAGGAAAGCAGGACAACAUAAGAGGAACUGAACAAAAACACAUUGGUUAGCGGAGUGGCGGACCCUGAAAAUGUUUAGGGCUGCCUAACCCAAUGAAUCUCCUGAACUACAACUGCCAGGGAUUGGGGAAUGCCCUGGCAGUUGGAAAAGUAAAGGCGUUACUGCGUCAAAAGAACUCCGAUAUCGUUUUUCUGAUGGAGACUCACCUCCAUGGUGGAGAAUGGGAAGAAAAAUAGAAAGAGUUUGGCUAUGAAGGUGGAAAAGGGGUGGCGGCAGGAAGAAACAAAGCUGGUGGCCUAUUGAUGCUAUGGAAACAAGGAGUCAGGAGUGGAACUGAAGCUAAGCGGAAGAUCCAGUAACUAUAUGGAUUUUGAAGUGUGCAUCGAGAAUCAACAAGAAAUAUGGAGGUUAUCUAGGGUUUAUGGAUGGCCUGAAGGAAGCAAUAAACUCAAAACUUGUGAGCUGCUGAGAUGGUUGCAUAAUCAGGUGGACAAACCGUGGGUGUUGAUGGGGGGAUUUCAAUCUGAUUAUGGAUUAUAUCGAAAAGAGUGGUAGCUGUAACCGAAAUGUUAUGGAGAUGGAGGAAUUAAGAAGAGCUUUAGAAGAUUGUGACCUUGAGGAUUUGGGUUUUCAUGAAAGUUGCUUCACUUGGGAAAAUAAUAGAGUAGAGGAGGCCUACACUGAAGAAAGACUGGACAAGGUAGUAGGAAACAAGAGGUGGAUGGAGCACUACCCCCUAGCAAGGGUGUACCAUCUUCCAAGAUGCGGAUCAGCUAGUUGGCUGAUGCGGAUCAGCUACUACAGGAGGAGAGCAAAUGGAGGCAGAAAUCGCGACUGGAUUGGCUGAAGGAGGGGGACCAAAACACAGACUAUUUCCACCGUAAAGCGUCAGAAAGAAGGAAGAGAAACAUGAUAAAACAACUAAAGGAUGUCGCAGGGAAGCUUUUUGUAGGGCAUGAGGAGGUCACAAAUUGCAUGGUCUCUCAUUAUCGAUAACUUUUCACCCCUGAGGAGGAGAUACAGACUGAUACUAUUCUCUCAGUGGUUCAGCCAAAGGUUACAGCUGAGAUGAACACUAUAACUGCUACUACCCUUUACUGUUGAAGAAAUAUGGAAUGCGCUAAAACAUAUGGGUUUUGGGAAAGCUCUUGGUGCAGAGGGGAUGACUAUCCUAUUUUUUAAGAAAAAUUAGGAUAUAGU